UACCGGCACCACGCUCCCGGUACCGGUACCGGCACCCUCCGUUCUGGCACCGAAGUCCCCCGCACAGACUCCGGUACCGGCACCGCGGCCCUGCUGACGGUACCGGCCAGCCCGGGCCGCACCGCCCGGGGUCGCGGCUUUCUCCGGUCCCACUCUGUUGUUCCUCCGUUCCCCCGUGUCCCAAUAAACGCCGGUGCCCGCCCAGCGCCGCUCCCGUCCCGCCUGUUCCGCGACCCCGCGCGGCGCCUUUAAGAGCGGCGGGGGCGGAGCCUUGGGGAAAGGGGCGGGGUUUUCUCGAUGACGUGUCCGGGGUGUGGCGGAAGUGCGGCCGGAACAGAGGUGUCGGUCUGUCUGUCCGUCUGCGGUCCAGGGGGCCCCUCCCACAUGAGCCCCCGCCCGGGAUGAGCUCCAAGGCCAAGCGGGUGCUGCCCACCCGCCCCGAGCCCCCCAGCGCCGAGCAGAUCCUGGCCGACGUGCAGGGCACGCUGCCCUCCGACCCCGUGUUCGUGCUGCCCGCCGAGCCCCCCCAGGAGCCCGGCCCCGCUCCAGGCUGCCCCGAGCCCGCGGCCGAGGAGCGGGAGCGGCUCUACCGGCAGGUCCGCUCCUACGUGGGCAUGAAGCAGCGGCUGCAGCAGUCCCGGGAGCGGCUGCGGGAGCGGCGCCGGGAGCUGCAGAGGGUCGGGGAGGCGCUGGAGCGCGGCAUCGCCGACAUGCGGCAGAAGGCGUUCUGAGGGACGCGCCGCGCCGGGGUUUCACCUUCCCAAAGCCG
Passer montanus (Eurasian tree sparrow) is the source of this 769-nucleotide messenger RNA. RefSeq names its product chromosome unknown C19orf25 homolog (gene CUNH19orf25). The transcript has 3 exons. The record is from RefSeq and is a predicted model, not a curated record. Lineage: Eukaryota; Metazoa; Chordata; Aves; Passeriformes; Passeridae. The coding region runs from base 402 to 731 and encodes 109 amino acids.